Molecule: messenger RNA, 537 nt
Organism: Oldenlandia corymbosa var. corymbosa
Lineage: Eukaryota; Viridiplantae; Streptophyta; Magnoliopsida; Gentianales; Rubiaceae
Source: the annotation of a GenBank genome assembly
AUGGCCCCCAGGCAGAAAGUAGCAGCCAGAAAGAUAAACAACAAAAAGCUACGCUUUAGAGUUAUGCAAGAAGCACCUGCGGCACUACCACAACCACCGGUCAUUCAACAAAAGGUUGCACAGAAGGCAUUGAGGACCAAAUUUGAUCUUGCAUUGUUCGUUUCUGAGGCCGCAUGGAAUUUCUUCGAGAGAACCACGAAUCUGCCGGUGAUAGUGGAAAGAGGAGUGGACACUGAGAGUGCAUCGGCACUGUACAUCUCACUAUAUAGGUGGACACGGCUGGCUAAUCCUCUAAUGGAGCCAAGGAUGAAUGUAGUAAGGAAAUUUUAUAGCAAUCUAAUAGAGGCAGAAGGAGACAUGGUGUAUGUGAGAGGAGGAAAUAUGGACAUCAGCCCUGCCGCAAUCAGAACCGCAUGGAGCUUGCCAACGGUGGAAAUAGACCUAGAGAAGGCACUGGCAGAUCUGUGCAAGGAUAAAAGCUUAGCAGAUGUUCUCCUGAACGAGCUCUGUGAAGAUGAGGAUGGCGAUUUGAGCUAG